CUUUAUCUCCAAACUCCGAUCGUCCUUUCAACUUCUUGUCUGUCUUAAUCUCUUACUUGGUUUCUUCUGUGUCAUCUUUGCGAGGCAUCGACUCGCCUUUCUCAUCCCCCUCAGUUCUCCCCCAAUCCAUGUCCUUCCCGGUGGUGGAUCUUGCAUGAUGGGUCUUCUGAGCCGACUUCGCAGACAUUCCUCCAGGAACCACAGUGCGGGGAAUGCGGCCACCUACGACCAUCUCCGCACCGACGUCGACGCCUAUCCCCGAUCGACCUCCAACCAAGACUUGACCAAAUCCCUCCCACGACCGAUUCUGCACCGCAUCUUCGCCGCCGUAUGUCCACACACCGUUGACGACAGCUAUGAAACAUCGGAAGAGUCCAUGACCGAGGAUGGCUGCAUGCUCUGUGACAUGCGCGACCUGGCCCACUGCGCCUUGGUCUGUCAGCGCUGGUAUCUGGAAGCCCGGGCUUUACUAUACUCCCACGUCCGCAUUGACCCCGUCCAUUACUGCGAACUCGAAGUGGAACUAUCCGCCAAACGAAAGCGACGCUCGUUCCUGAAUCGCAACGGGGAAGCCAUCGAUGCGCCCCAGGUCCGACUCCGACUCUUUAUGCAGACUGUGCGGGAAUCGUCAGAUCUGGGACAUCGGGUCCUCUCUCUCCGCAUGCCAUACAUGACUCGCGAGGCGAGCAAAAGCGAAAUCGCCCGCACCAUCUCCGUCCUGCCGAAUCUGCGUUAUGUCGACCUCCCCGCCGGCAUCUUCAGCGACGACCCAUCGUGCUUGGCCUUGAAGCAGGAGCUCAUCGGUCGGUGCCAGGAUCUUCGCCGGAUGAGCUACCGCCACGGGGCCGAGGGCAGCUUUUCGCAGUUACCCGAGUCGCCGCUCUGGGUGAAUCUGGAAGUGCUCGAGCUAUCCCGGCUGCAGAUCGAGCCGCACAUCCUGCGGAUGGGUCUCGCCUCCUUCCCCCAUCUCCGGGAUCUCACCCUCGACGAUCUGCCCUGGCUCGACGACUCCGCCUUCUCGCCCUCCUACUCCGAUACUCUCCCCCCGUUUCCGGCCGUCCAGCGCCUCACCCUCCGCGAUACCCCGAACGUCACGGCAAGCGGGCUUGUCGAUUUCUUCUCUCUGCCCCUCAACCGCAAAACCCUCCACUCCCUGACCCUCUCCUCGACCGGUGUCCUCCCGUCGACCUACCACCAGAUCCUCUCCGUGGCGCCGCAACUCCGCUCCUUCUCCGUCAAUCAGGAAGUCACCCGCUCGUUCCCCGUCGACAGCAACCGCGUGCCCCCGCUCGCCUCCCGCUCCCUCGCCCUCCUCCACUACGAGAUCACCUCCCCCUCCAGCCCCAUAACCGGCAACCUCCCGCCCAUCGCCGCCUCUUACUACACCUACCUCAUCUCCUCGCUCAUGUCCCACGCGCUGCCCGCGCUCCGGGAUCUGUACGUCCGCGAUUCGAGCUUCCCCGAGACCUUGCUGCUCGCCCCGCCCCCGCGGCUGCUCGGCGGCGGCGGCGAGGGCGAGGGCAUGGGCCCGCAGUUCUUCCACGGGGGUCUCGCCCAGCCGCUGAACGUGUACAGCAAGGGGCUGGACGAGCUCGAGUGGAACUUCACGCCGUACGAGCCGCCGUCGACGCGCGGACGCCGCGCCAGCACCACGCGGCCCGUGAGCUUCCACGACGCCCAGCUGAGUCGCACCUGGGGCGGCGACGCGCGCAAGAGUGUCCUGGUCGGGAACGGGUUCGGCGGGUUCCUGGCCGUGCCGGUCGAGGAUGAGGACGGUCGGCCCAAGAGUAGUGGCGGCUGGCGACGCGAUAGUCGGCAGGAUCUGUGGCGGUGAAGCUGGGGGGUGGUCAUGCUGUAUGCUUGUGUCAACUGGGAUACGUACGGUAACUACGGAUAAUGUUGUAAUGAGGGGCAAUUUGACCUGGGCUCUCGUGGGUCGUGUUGCAGUA
Aspergillus brunneoviolaceus CBS 621.78 is the source of this 1949-nucleotide messenger RNA. RefSeq names its product F-box domain protein. The transcript has 2 exons. Bases 155 to 1834 code for a protein of 559 amino acids. The record is from RefSeq and is a predicted model, not a curated record. Lineage: Eukaryota; Fungi; Ascomycota; Eurotiomycetes; Eurotiales; Aspergillaceae.